AUGACAACCCCCGCGUCCGUUGUACCUACGGAUCUGGACAGUCUGAGCGAUUACAGUCUGCAGUUGAACAAAUGGCUGCUGAUAACGAUAGGCGCCUGGCCCUCCACGCCGUCCACGACAAAAAUCGAGAAGAUCGUUUCGUUCAUCUUGAUAGUCAUUUGUUAUUGCACGAUUCUGACCACCGUACUUCCUAGCAUAUUGUACGUGAUCCUCGCUGAUGAAGAUCUUCAGCAGAAGCUGAUGGUCAUGGGUCCCCUGAGCCACUGGUUCAUAGGAGGAAUCAAUUACACAACGCUGCUUUUGCGCGGGAAAGAAAUUCAGUGCUGCAUAAAACGCGUGCAAACCGAUUGGCGGACAGUCACUAGAUUGAACGAUCAGAAAAUUAUGAUGAGGAACGCGGAGAUCGGUCGGUACGUGGUUGUAUGCUGCACUGCGUUCAUGCAGGGUGGCGUCCUGUGCUACUGCGUGAUUACGGGGUUCACCACGGAGGUUGUUCAAGUCGGAAACGAGACCAGAACCGUACGUCUGCUGCCCUGUGCCGCUUACAAGAAACUGAUACCUGUAGAUACGAGUCCCACGAAUGAGAUUAUUUUAUUCGUGCAAUUUCUGGCGGGUUUUGUUGUCAACUCUACCACUGUUGGGGCUUUUAGCUUAGCUAUAGUGUUCGCGGCACAUGCUUAUGGUCAGUUAGAUGUGCUGAGCACGUGGAUCACGGAGUUUGUGAAUCAGUCGAGGGAACACGAUAAGAAUGCGUUUUUGAAUAGCAUUGGACCUGCCGUGGAGAAACAUCUGAACGUUCUGACUUUUAUAUCGCAUAUUGAGGAUAUGCUGACGGAGAUGUGCUUCUUGGAGUUAUUUCAGUGCACUUUUGGUAUAUGCCUACUUGGGUACUAUGUUCUUCUGUACUGGGCCCUUCACGAUCUCCAAAACAUGGUAACAUGUUCCAUCAUACUAUUUUCCAUGUCUUGCAACAUAUUUGUAGUGUGCUUUAUCGGUGAGAAAUUAUCAGAACAAUGCACGAAAGUUGGCGAAGCAGUGUAUAUGACCGAAUGGUAUCAUUUACCUGGCAAAGACAUCCUCGACCUGGUACUGAUCAUUUCACGAUCCAGCGUGGUGACUAAAAUCACUGCUGGAAAAAUUGUCCAUAUGUCCCUUUAUACGUUCACUACUGUGAUGAAAACUGCGUUCGCGUAUAUUAAUGUGUUGCGACAAACGACGUGA
Messenger RNA from Megachile rotundata (alfalfa leafcutting bee), 1221 nucleotides. RefSeq names its product odorant receptor 13a-like. Gene Ontology annotation, molecular function: olfactory receptor activity; odorant binding. Gene Ontology annotation, cellular component: plasma membrane. Gene Ontology annotation, biological process: detection of chemical stimulus involved in sensory perception of smell; sensory perception of smell. The record is from RefSeq and is a predicted model, not a curated record. Lineage: Eukaryota; Metazoa; Arthropoda; Insecta; Hymenoptera; Megachilidae.